GAGGAAUUUCAUAAUCCGUAUCGGAAUAGCUCUCCUAAGCAGCGUAACCAAACAGACCCCUACAUCUCUUGGUAAACAAGCCAGACUCUCUCUCUCCUCGCCUCUCCCUAUUUAACGACCUACCAUCAGCGACCUCAAUUCAGAGAAACUCAUUCUAUCACUCCAUCCAUUAUUAUUCCUUCCUUCAUCCAGCCUGUUUACUAACGAGCUCUCCCCGCGAGAUAACAAUGGCCGACAAGCCUGAAUCGUCCGAUGCGAAAUCGGGGAAGAAGGACUUCUCCACCGCGAUUCUGGAGCGGAAGAAGUCGCCCAAUCGAUUGGUUGUUGACGAGGCCGCCAACGAUGAUAAUUCCGUCGUCGCGAUGCACCCCGAUACCAUGGAGAAGCUCCAGCUCUUCCGCGGUGAUACCAUUCUCAUCAAGGGAAAGAAAAGGAAGGAUACUAUCUGCAUUGCUCUCGCUGAUGAGACUUGUGAGCAGCCAAAGAUUAGAAUGAACAAGGUUGUUAGGUCUAACUUGAGGGUGCGACUUGGAGAUGUUGUUUCUGUGCACCAAUGCCCUGAUGUUAAGUACGGAAAGCGUGUUCACAUACUUCCAAUUGAUGACACUAUUGAAGGGGUUACUGGAAACCUUUUUGAUGCAUAUCUGAAGCCUUAUUUCCUAGAGGCUUAUCGCCCUGUGAGGAAAGGAGAUUUCUUUCUUGUUAGAGGUGGCAUGAGAAGUGUAGAGUUCAAGGUCAUUGAAACUGACCCAGGGGAGUACUGUGUGGUUGCCCCGGAUACUGAGAUCUUCUGUGAGGGGGAGCCGGUGAGAAGGGAGGAUGAGGAUAGGUUAGAUGAGGUUGGUUAUGAUGAUGUUGGUGGGGUCAGAAAGCAGAUGGCCCAGAUCCGUGAGUUGGUUGAGCUGCCACUAAGGCAUCCUCAGCUCUUCAAAUCAAUUGGUGUGAAGCCACCAAAGGGUAUUCUGCUCUAUGGUCCUCCUGGUUCUGGAAAGACAUUGAUAGCCAGAGCCGUGGCUAAUGAAACUGGUGCAUUCUUCUUCUGCAUCAAUGGGCCUGAAAUCAUGUCGAAGUUGGCCGGAGAGAGUGAAAGUAAUCUGAGGAAAGCUUUUGAAGAGGCUGAGAAGAAUGCCCCUUCUAUCAUCUUCAUAGAUGAGAUCGACUCCAUUGCCCCUAAGAGGGAGAAGACAAAUGGGGAAGUUGAAAGGCGUAUUGUCUCGCAACUCCUGACUCUCAUGGAUGGUCUUAAAUCCCGUGCCCAUGUUAUUGUGAUGGGCGCUACCAAUCGUCCAAACAGCAUUGACCCAGCUCUGAGAAGGUUUGGAAGGUUUGAUCGGGAGAUAGAUAUUGGUGUUCCGGACGAGGUUGGACGUCUUGAGGUCCUUCGCAUCCAUACCAAAAAUAUGAAGCUAUCUGAUGAUGUCGAUCUGGAAAAGAUUGGAAAAGAUACCCAUGGAUAUGUUGGUGCUGACCUUGCUGCUUUGUGCACUGAAGCCGCACUUCAGUGCAUCAGAGAGAAGAUGGAUGUCAUAGAUCUGGAGGAUGACACCAUUGACGCAGAGAUAUUGAAUUCAAUGGCCGUUUCCAAUGAGCACUUUCAAACUGCUCUUGGAACCAGUAAUCCCUCUGCUCUGCGAGAAACUGUGGUUGAAGUACCAAACUGUAGCUGGGAGGACAUUGGUGGGCUUGAGAAUGUUAAGCGUGAACUUCAAGAGACUGUUCAAUAUCCUGUGGAGCAUCCCGAGAAGUUUGAGAAAUUUGGCAUGUCCCCUUCGAAGGGAGUUUUGUUCUAUGGCCCUCCAGGUUGUGGAAAGACCCUGUUGGCUAAGGCAAUUGCCAAUGAGUGCCAAGCAAACUUCAUUAGUGUCAAGGGUCCUGAGCUCUUGACGAUGUGGUUUGGAGAGAGUGAAGCUAAUGUCAGGGAAAUCUUUGACAAGGCUAGACAGUCUGCACCAUGUGUCCUUUUCUUUGAUGAGCUCGACUCCAUUGCAACUCAGAGAGGAGGCAGUGUUGGUGAUGCAGGCGGUGCUGCUGAUCGUGUUCUGAAUCAACUUCUCACUGAAAUGGAUGGUAUGUCAGCAAAGAAGACUGUCUUCAUAAUUGGCGCAACAAACAGGCCCGAUAUCAUCGAUUCAGCACUCCUCAGGCCUGGACGUCUUGACCAGUUGAUCUACAUCCCUCUUCCUGAUGAGGACUCACGUCAUCAGAUCUUCAAAGCAUGCUUGAGGAAAUCACCAAUCUCGAAGGAUGUUGACUUGAGGGCAUUGGCCAAGUACACUCAAGGCUUCAGUGGUGCUGACAUCACUGAGAUAUGCCAGCGAGCUUGCAAGUAUGCCAUCCGGGAGAACAUUGAGAAGGACAUUGAGAAGGAGAGGAGAAACAAGGACAAUCCUGAGGCAAUGGACGAGGAUGUGGAUGAUGAGGUGGCAGAGAUUAAGGCGGCACACUUUGAGGAGUCAAUGAAGUAUGCUCGUCGCAGUGUGAGCGAUGCAGAUAUCAGGAAGUACCAGGCGUUUGCUCAGACAUUGCAGCAGUCGAGGGGCUUUGGAUCGGAGUUUAAGUUCUCAGAAACCUCUGCCGGGGGUGGCGCAGCAGCAUCUGAUCCGUUCUCGACCCCAGCGGGUGGAGCUGAUGACGAUGAUUUGUAUAGUUAGGCGAAAAGGAACAGAAAGAAUCCAACCACCAGCCCCAAGAGAUUGUAGCAGUGGUAAUGCUCUCUCUGGUGGAGAAACAAAUUAAUGGUUCCCUUUUGGUUUUGGCCAUCUUUUCUAUGGUUUGUUUGAUGGUGGGGGUUUGUUGUGUACUAUUCUGGAAGUGGGCGGGCACCAACUUUGAACAUCUGCUUGCUUUAUUGAUGUUCUGUACUGUUUUUUUAUUUAAGCUCAAGUUAUAAACUACUUAUUUUCACUGCUUUUCUGUGUGUAUGGCUGGAUCUUUCGACCUUUGCCCCUCUGGUUGAUUGAUCUGAAUAAUAGUUGAAGAAAUUCUGUUGAGGAUUUGAUCCUGAGCUUUAUUCCAAAAAUGGUCGGAUAGUUAUCGAGCUGAUU
Linum tenue is the source of this 3044-nucleotide messenger RNA. The record is from the annotation of a GenBank genome assembly. Lineage: Eukaryota; Viridiplantae; Streptophyta; Magnoliopsida; Malpighiales; Linaceae.